Molecule: messenger RNA, 874 nt
Organism: Cuscuta epithymum
Lineage: Eukaryota; Viridiplantae; Streptophyta; Magnoliopsida; Solanales; Convolvulaceae
Source: the annotation of a GenBank genome assembly
CUUUAAUUUCAGCAAUUUAAUUUCUGCAUUUUUUUUGCAUCCCCAAGCUUGUCGGCCGUGUCCGCUUGUUGGUGGCGUGCACUUUUUAUUUUAUUUCUUAAUAAUCCCCAGACUGUCGGCACAGCUGCAUCUUGGCGGAGACUGUAUUUAUUACUGUAGUUAUUUUUUUUCCUUCCUCUCAAAUCACCAUAUCUGUCGGCCCUGCCGCAUCCUGGUGAAUUACUGUAUAUAUUAAUACUGCUUUAAGGGCUCACUAGUCUCGGUUUAUACCAAUUGACUACGUGCGAACCUUAAUUAAUUAAUUACACAUUUUUUUUUCUUUUCAUCUCUCUCUCUCUCUCUUCCCAAUCCCGAUUCCCAUCUGCUUAUGCUUACACGUUCACGUGGUGCAAAUUGUGAAUUGUUAUUCUUCUCUGACAUUGAAAAGCACAUACGUGAACAGAAAAAAAAUAAAAAAAAUGUCAAACGAUGUUGUUGUAAAUGAGCAGGAACCAGAUCAACAAAUCGUGGAUCAGGUUACAAGGACCAGGAAACCGUUGUAUGAUUAUGUUACGCCUCCCGUGGAUGAGCAUGACAGUGUUAUUCCACCGGAGGUUAACAUGAACCAAUUUGAAAUCAAGCCUGCUAUCAUCCACAUGGUUUCAAAUGAUCGAUUUGGCGGAGCGCCAACGGAGGAUCCAAAUAAUCACAUCACAAAGUUCCUUCGAGCUUGCAACACCUUCAAAAUCAAUGGUGUGCCAUCUGAUGCUGUCAGACUACGCCUAUUCCCAUUCUCUCUACGGGAUCGAGCUCAGAGUUGGCUUGACUCUUUUCCAGACAAUCACUUCUCCACUUGGGAUCAACUUCAUGGUGAAUUUCUCAAAAGAUUUUUUCC